Molecule: messenger RNA, 1221 nt
Organism: Cyprinus carpio (common carp)
Lineage: Eukaryota; Metazoa; Chordata; Actinopteri; Cypriniformes; Cyprinidae
Product: low affinity immunoglobulin gamma Fc region receptor III-like
Exons: 8
Coding region: 1-1095 (364 amino acids)
Biological process (GO): cell surface receptor signaling pathway
Molecular function (GO): transmembrane signaling receptor activity
Source: RefSeq, a predicted model, not a curated record
AUGGGUUCCAGCGCAUCACAAGAGGAUACGGAUCCCUUGUUAGAGAAUGAUGAAGAAAUUCAUCCUAUUUUUGAGGAACUUAAACUUGUGCUGAUUGGAAGUAAUGGAGCUGGAAAAAACACUAUUGCUAAUGCCAUCUUUGAAAAGGAAGUCUUCACAUUCUGGACAUCUCAUACAAGUGUCCACAUCAAAGAGACUUGCACAGCAUCAGGAAUGCAGAUUCAUUUGGCUCGCACACCAGGCUGGAAUGGAGACUUGAAGUCGACCAUCAGCACCCUAGAGAGUCUGCUUACUGUUCAGCUGUGGGAUCAUACCAUAGUGAUGUUCACCAAUGGAGAAAAACUGGGACAUUACAGCAUUGAGGAUCAUAUCAGAAUGCUGAUUUCAAACAUCCGCCCUGGUCAAACUCAAGACAAACCCAAAUUAACUGUAAAGCCCCAGAGUUCAGUGUUCACUGGAGACACAGUUACUCUGAGCUGUGAUGUGGGACAGUCAACGGGACGAACGAUUAUCUGGUACAAAGACUUCCAGACAACAGAAACUGGUGAUCAAACAAAAACACUGGAAAAUGUGAAUGUUUCUGAUGGAGGAAAAUAUGCAUGUGCUGUAGAAACAGAGACAACACAAAGCCAACGAGUCAUGCUAACAGUAAGAGAGAGACCCAAGCCUGCAGUGCGAGUUCAGCCUGAUGGACGUGUGUUCAGAGGACAUACGGUCACUCUCACAUGUGACAUACAGGAGACAGACGUCAGCAGCUGGAGCUACAGCUGGAAUAAAGAUGAUUCAGAGAUUCAUGUCAGUCAGUCACAGGAAUACAGAAUCAGUUCUGUUAAUGAAUCUCACACGGGUAAUUACAGCUGUACUGGUAGAGAAACAGGAAGAUCACGAUACUCACACACCAGUGAUAAAGUUACACUGACCGCAUCAGGUGAGAUCUGGACAGGUCUGGAAACUCCAUUGCCGGGUCUUCUCAAACUGCUCAGUUUUCUGCUGGCAGCUUCUCCAUAUCUGCUUGUGUCCAUCAUACUGGGAGUCAAAUGCUACAGAGCUCAUGUUCAGUCUGAUGAGAUCAAAUAUACUGUUACAGAGGAGUGAAGGUCUGCAGUCCUGACAAACACUACGUUUGUCUCUUUUUCAACAUUAUUCAGUUAAAUUUAGCCUAUUUUUUUGGACAAAUUAGACAAAAUAAAGGCUCAGAUGAACUAUGCCUAAACUACUGCA